GUUGAAAUUUGUUUUGUCUUGAAAUUAAACAGCAAAUUUAGAUGGCUAGUGUGCUUAGCGUGUUAUAUCGCUCAGUUGUACUCUGUUUUUUUAUUUAUAUAGUUUUUUAUACUUAUCAACUUUUUCAUGGUAAUGGUCCGUUUCAUUUCAAGGACCUGGUAUUUUUAAUGCGUUUUCUUACAAUCCUGACAAUAUCACUUCAAGUUGUUUACUAUGCUUUGGCGACUCCUUUACAGUAUUUCAAAAACUGUAAAAUGCACGGCUCACUGUACGCUCUCGCAUUUACAGCCAAUUUAAUCGUGUGUAUUAUGUUCUGGGGUAUUUUCAUCACGGAUAAGACCUUAUUGAUGAAGGAAUCUGAAGUGAAAUUUGUCCCGUGGUGGUACAAUCAUGCUUGUCACACUGUUGGAACUCCUGCCAUCAUAAUUGACGCUUUACUAUGGAGACCAACAAUCGUUCCUAUACCGAACUCAGUUCUGCUUCUUCUAGCAUACUUCGGUGGAUAUUUGAUCUAUGUGGAAUACCUUAUACGCAUCCAUCGUUUCUACCCUUAUCCCAUACUUGCGAUUUUCUCGGAUAUUGGACGAUUUGGAUUUUAUUCAGUGAUAAUUAUCGCCACUGUCCUUUGCUUCGGAGUCAGUGUACUGAUGGUUCGCUCUUUAAAUAAGACUCAACAUAAAAGGUUCACUUCAAAAACGCAACAGCGGACAGAGCGAAAAGAAUCUAUUCCUGUUCAGAGUAGACACAAGAAAUCUAAGAAGAUGGAUUGAAAUGUGAAAUGGCAAGACUAUAUUCCGGCUUUCUCAAUGUCUCUUACUUUCUCUCCUCAUCAUCAUAACUGCAACUACCACUACAAUUAAAGUUCUCAGGGAAAAAAAUGAAAUUUUUUUCUUUCCACAGCGCUAUUCUGUAUCGUCGUCGUCGUCCUCCUUCCUCUCUUCUUUAUUUGUAAAUUAUGUCGUCAGUGUAUUUUCUGAUUGUCACGUUUUCCCUUCAUUUUGGUGGGAAUCUGGUAUUAAUCCACAUUGCUAUUCAAAACUAACUUUUUAACGUUCCCUUAAUCAAUUGAAAUAUGUUGUCCCUAUUUAUCCUUUAUUUUAAGAAAUAGUUUGUUAUAUAUAUAUAUAUAUAUAUAUAU
Molecule: messenger RNA, 1138 nt
Organism: Schistosoma spindalis
Lineage: Eukaryota; Metazoa; Platyhelminthes; Trematoda; Strigeidida; Schistosomatidae
Source: the annotation of a GenBank genome assembly